AUGAAUAAUCCGGAGAUAACUGAAAGUGAACAGAGUUCGCUCAGUCCAGAUGUGCGUAUCAUAGAGCACCUUUGUCAGAACGUAGUCAACGCUUCCAUUAACAAGGAGAUUCUUCUCAAUUGGCAGGUGGAGUUGGCAGACACCAUCGAGGACUAUGCCUCUUUUGCCUCUCUUAUAGCGCACAAUGUCAUCUUAUCUGUUGACGACAUCAAUGACAUCGAUUCCUACAGUAGAUUGCCAAAUGUGGAGAAGCUUCUUACAUUAUUACACUCGUUAGAUAGCGAAUUGUAUCGAGAUUUCAAGAUCAUCAUUCUCGAGAUCAUCAUCUAUUACUUGUCGUUAUCAUAUAAUCUCAGAGUUAGAUUGAUGAUGUUGAAGUUCCACCAGUUCCUCAUUCUGCAAUUCUUUGAUAUACUUGAAGAUGAAGUGUCUGUAGAAGAACCUCUGGAACUGCAGCACGACGGCGCGAUGCUUUCAGUGCUAAGCCAGUAUAUCAGACUAUUGACGUUAUUCUUUGAACUUGGAAGUGAUUCCGUCAGUUUAAAGCAGUUGAUCUCACCACUAUACAACUCUUCUACAAAACCUACUACCAAAUUGCAUAUUCUAGAUCUCUUACAACAAGUCUUUUCCAAGUACUCAUCUCAUUUCAACUUUGUAAUAUUCAACAAGGCUACGAGCUUCCCCUUCAUCAACGAGGAUCUCAAGAAAAAUCUCACAAUACAGUCAUGGUUCAAGAUCAACCCGCGAGAGUUCGAUUCCGAUGAACCGCUUACCUUAUUCGUGUUAACCAAUUCUAGUGCACACUCCGAAGAUAAUGCAGCUACCACAUUAAAUAUUAGAUUGAUAAAUUACAGUCAAUUCUUAAUCGAGAUAAAGAAUAAUCAUAAUGACUCGAGAAUGCAAUUCACCUUCAACCAAAUCUUAAAUAAGAAUGUGAUAAACCAGGGAUAUACUCAUUUCGCAUUAACUUACGACAAUUAUGCAAAUUUGAACUUGUAUAUUGAUGGAGAGUACAGUGAGUCGAUUCCAUGUCCAGAGAUCUACAAAAUACUAUCUAGUUGGAAUAAGGUGUAUGUUGGAAGCGAGCAAAACGACGUUCUUGGUAUUUCCUCUGAUGAAAUAAUAAUUAAGAAUUUGACUAUUCUCAAUGUAAGUUUGUCGCAUGAAUGGUUGAACUUGCUCUACAAUCUUGGCUUGGGAUAUGAUUGGGAUUUCAAAGAACUCACAAAUGAAAAUCUUUUCAACCUAUUGAAUCAUCUCAGCUUUCGUAAUUUGACAAAUGUCAAGAUAAAGUUCAAAGAACUCAAUAGAAGAAGGAAUGAGUCCAACAAGAGUACACACCAACUAUUUGGAGAACAUAAUGGCAAAACCCGGAAUCUAUCAAAUAACAGCAGUUCAAGUAUUCUGCCUGAAAGAAACUCAUUAGCUGAAAAAAGCGCUAUUGUCAAAUCUUUAGCGAAGUUGAAGCAGGAGAACAUUCUUUUUGAUACAAAUGAUUUCUUUCAGACGUUGAAACAGCGGCAGAAAGUACAUUCAAAGGAUAACUUACCAAUACUAUUGGGGCCAGCGUCUUUUAUCUAUCACGAUUCACACUCAAUUCACGGUGGAUUAUACAGUAUAGGAGGAAUAUCAUUGUUAGUUAAUCUUAUUGAAACGUCACUCGAAGUUCCUGAUUCAACUACUAGAGAUACCUUACUUUACAAGAGCUUGUUCCUACUUUUUACGAUCUUGGAGAAUAACUGGAGACUAUGCAAGGAAUUUGAAAAUAUUAAUGGAUACGAAUUACUCUCUAUUAUAUUGAAGAAUUACAAGGAAAAAUUCAAUCCGACUUUGACAUUUUCAUUGUUGCCUGAGUUUGCUGAUAAAAAUGCAAUUGAAAAUUCUACUGGCUGCCAUGGAGCAAACCUCCUAAACUUAAUUCUCACUUAUUCGGGUUUCGAUUUCAUUAAUAAUCACGAUUCAGUCAUUGUGAAUCGACUCGCUUAUAGAUUCCUAGUUCUUGAUUUUGAUUUAUUCUAUGGGAGUGAUUCUUUUGAAUAUUUGCUCUAUCAGUUUCAGAUAUUGAUACACAGUUCAAAAUUCAAUGAAUUUAACGUCUCUGAAUUAACAAAAAUGAAACUUUUGAAGAAGCUACUUCAAUUCUUGAAACAACCGGUAUUGUUAAGGAAUCCACUUAAGGAUUCUAUGAAAGAGCAACUUGCGUUGACAAUUAUCAGCAUUAUUCGGUCUGAUCCCUCAGUUGAAACAAUCAGAUCAAUUUCGUUGUACAUCAUAUAUGCUUUGUAUAACGACGAUUGUUCUAGCGAAUGCGGUGCAAUUGUAUUGUCUUCUUUGACAGACUUUCUUUGUGAGGGCGGCUCGUCAAUAAAGACGUUGAAGAAGUUCUCGAGAUCGAUAACUAUCCAUUGGAUCUUGCUUUUAUUCAGAUUGGAGAAAUCAAAAGAUGUGGCAUUAAGUGGGCUUCGCUUAUUGACGAGAUUGCUAAAGACUUUGGGUUCACAUAUUAUCAAGAGGUUCUUCUUAGUUAACCGUGGUCUAGAUAUCUUGACGUACUUCCUCAAGCAGUGGUGGGAUGAUGACGACAUAUUAUCAACUCUUUUCUUGGCCAGCUUUGGAGUAGAUAGAGACGAAGGAAUUAAUACUAAGUCGAGUGGCAAGUCAAACAAAGAUCUUCUUUCGGUCGUUGAAACCAAUUUGCCAAUCCUUAGUCAAUUGGUCAUCCCAGACUUCUUAUUGCUAUUAAACAAUCUUGCAUUAAAUUCAAUGUAUUCGUUGAGCAUGCAAUCAGAGAUGAUGUUGGGGAGCAAUCCAUCUUCUCCUCGAAAAGUUGGCGACGACGAGAAGCUAACGUUAUGCCUCAAUGUUUUGCAUUUGACAAAUGAGUAUGCGGAUGCAAUCAGCAUAGGUUACGAAAGGAAUAAAUCUUUGAGAGCAAUGUGUUUGUCAAAGGAAUUUAUCGAGGGAAUAUCUGAAUUAUUGGGUUAUUUCCAUUUAUCUUUGGGAUGGGCAAGUAUCGAAGUUAGAGGUGGAUUCAAAUCUGCAUUUGAAAAGUUGACAACAGUUAUUGCGCAGUUCUUCAUUUCAAAUUUAGGUGAAAGCACCUUAAUCGGAAUUCUUGAGGGACUUAGUGAUUUUACAAAGAAAAUGAUAUUUGAAAUAGUAUUUCCUAAGAUAUUUGAACAUAUUAAUCAAUUUGUGAACGUUUCAAACUUUAUAUUCAACGAAAGGCAAUUUGUUGAUUCUGCCAUAUACUUGCUUAAUUACUACAACCAAGAGUUUGUGAAGCAAAACUACUACAUUAGGUUCCAAGAUAUUGACACUUACAUUACUAGUAUGGCAUCAAUAGUCGAAGUAGGUAACGACCACGCUCAUAUCAAGAAGAUCAAAAAGCAGCUAGGGGAAACAAUCGUACUUAAAUUUUGCACAUUGGCUAGUGAGGAGAUACAAUAUGAUGACAGUGAAGUCACCAGGUAUAUCGAUACCGUCAAAACCCUCCUAUAUCGUCAGAUUACGAUCUUGAACCCUGACAUAUUGGACGAUCGAAAGUUGGGAGAGAUAGUCACACUCAUGCUUGGUUUGUUAUUGAAGUUCAAGCCAGAAGAACAGGCACAGGGCCUUGAAUAUACCUUCAGCUUUCUUAGAACAACAUAUCUCAUGAACCAAGACCAAUUUUCUAAGGUUAUCGCUAAUAUUGAUGCUGAUGCAAAACUUCUAGCUGAAUUUUUCACAAAUUUGGUGACGAGGAAUGACGAGGAGACAUUUACAAAAUUGCAGAAGUACCCACCAUUUAUAAGGAGUCUUAUGAAGAACUUUCAAAGCCUCAUUGUUUCUCACAAUAGAAUAGAUCUUCUAAAGACAAUCGACAUGAUCAAGGUCACGCUCCAUAAUGGAGGAAAACUUGGACAAAUGAAUAGCAUUUACAUCAAGAGUUUCGAAAAGGAUUGUGAACUGUUAAAGGCCCUGAUAAUCAAUGGAGAAUUAAUCAAAUUCAAUCGCUCUAUUCAAGACCAUCAAGAGAAUGUCCAAUUUUUUGUUUCGAACUAUCACCUAUUGAAGCUUGACAUAUCUAGAUUGAUCCAAGACGUGGAUGGAAAGGACAACUAUAUCUUAGACUACAUUGAAAGUAACGAUAGAAUGCGAAGGCGCUUGGUCAUAGAAGACCAAAUACCUGAGUCCGAGAAGUUAUCUUAUAACAUUGAUGUUCCAUUAAAAAAGUUGGACCCAAUUGAGUCAGGAAACUAUGUGAAUCUUCAGGACUAUGAUUAUGCAAUUGCAGCAAAUGGGAUAGAUACCCUCAGUCUUUCUACUGAUAACUCUAUUCUUCUAGAUCCAGCUGAUGAAUCGUUUGAUAUUAGCGAUGAUAACCAAGAUACGUCUGCUGAAGAGGUAGAAGCUAGAUCAGCAUAUGAAGAUAAGAACAGAAAAGUGCUAAGAAGUUUGUUCAUGGGAGAUCAAAUAUUGGCACUUUGGAAUAUCAGUCAAGUUAACGGUUUAGUUCCAAUCGAAAGUUUGAUGAUUUUGGGAUCAUCUCAUUUGUACUUGAUUGAGAACUAUUUCCAUUGUCAGGAUGGUAAUGUAAUUGAUGUUCAAGACGCUCCUCCUGAAGAGCGGGACCCAAUUUUGCAUUUGGUUAAUUCUCAAUCAGAUAAUGUUUUGAGGAGUGACUCCAGAUCACACAGAAAUAAAAGCUGGAGUUUGGACAAGUUGAGUAGUAUUUCGAAAAGACAGUUUUUACUCAGAGAUAUUGCAUUGGAGAUGUUCUUCAGUGAUGGUGCCAGCAUUCUUAUAACGUGUCUAUCCCCUAGAAACAGAGAUUCUAUCUAUGGUAAAUUACAUUCAUAUGCAACUGGCAGGGGUUUGGAUAGUGAUUUGGCUCAGGCAUUGCAGUAUUCAUCUUCAACCAAAUAUAGUUCGAGUUCCUUAAUGACAAGCAAUUCAUCUUCAUUCACAUCCAGGUUGGCAUCAGCAUUUGCAUCUAGUGCUAGUUCACUCACUUCAUCCUUUGUUAGCGCAACUAGGAAAUGGAGAAUGGGAGAAAUGUCUAAUUUCUAUUAUCUCAUGAUUAUCAAUACUCUAGCCGGUAGAACAUUCAACGACUUGACGCAAUAUCCUGUAUUUCCCUGGGUUAUUGCCGAUUAUAGUAGCGAUACGCUUGACUUAUCUGAUCCACGAUCUUUUCGGGACUUAUCCAAACCAAUGGGAGCCCAGACACAUGCCAGAGCACAACAGUUCCAAGAUAGAUACGAAGCCCUCGAUAGUUUGAAUGACCAUGACGCACCAGCAUUUCAUUACGGAACCCACUAUUCAUCUGCUAUGAUCGUUACUUCAUUUCUUAUUAGGUUGAAACCGUACGUGCAAUCAUAUUUAUUGUUACAAGGAGGAAAGUUUGACCAUGCGGAUAGACUUUUCAAUUCUGUAGAAAAAGCUUGGUUGUCGGCGUCCAAAGAUAACACCACAGAUGUCAGAGAGUUAACACCUGAAUUCUACUAUUUGCCAGAAUUUUUGGUAAAUUCCAAUAAUUUUGAAUUUGGUACUUUUCAGAAUGGCGAGUCUGCUAAUGAUGUCGUGUUGCCUCCAUGGGCAAAAGGGGAUCCCAAGAUUUUCAUUGCAAAGAACAGAGAAGCUUUAGAAAGCUCUUAUGUAUCGGCGAACUUGCACUUGUGGAUUGAUUUAGUCUUUGGUUUCAAACAAAGUGGCCCUGAAGCUGUUUCAGCUUUAAACGUAUUCCAUCACCUAUCUUAUAAUGGUGCAACAAAUCUUGACAACAUAAAGGACGAGAUUGAAAAACGAGCAGUAAUAGGUAUGAUAAAUAAUUUUGGACAGACACCACUCCAGAUAUUUGAUAAACCCCACGUUCAGAAGGAUGUGUUGAAUGUGCCAAACUAUUAUCUAAAUUUGGUUGAUAAAGAGAAGGGACCCAAGCUUCUUUUCGAAUCAAAAUUGAAAAUGCCAAUUCAGAAGUUGGAGAUAAGCUUACGGAGUAACAAGAAGUGGGUUGGUCGUCCUGCCUGUGUUUCCUCAGAAGAUGAGUUGCUCAUUAGGAAGGCCAAUGACUUCAAGUAUGAGUCUGGAUCCUUGAUUAUCAACAAAACCACCUUUUUGAAUAUUCACCUGUCCAAUCUUUCAAGUUUGUUGCAGAUUGGAAACAAGCAGCUAUUGACGGGCUCUGAAGAUGGUAUUAUUAAUGCUUGGAAAUGUGAAUUACGACCAAAUAUUAGUCUUCAAUUCCAGGCAAUAUUAAGAGGUCAUCUCAGUGAAGUUAAAAGUUUGAAAUUAAGUGAUAGUUACAAGUUGGCACUCAGUUUGGAUGUUGAUGGGAUAGUUAUCUUAUGGGAUUUAGCUCGCUUCAAAUUCAUUAGAAAAUUUGUUCCAAUCGCAGACGUGACAAACACGAGGAUUAGCAUUUCGAACGACACUGGCAAUAUAGGAAUAAUGUAUUCAACAGCGACAAGCAAUACAUUGAGAAUUUUCAAUGUCAAUGGCGAAUUGAUCUUCUCCAAAGAAUUCAUUUAUGAAGAUAUUGAGAUUACCAGCUUUAAUUUCGGAAACAUAAAUCUUGCAAUUGCAGAAUCCGGAAAGACUCUGAUUAACAAUGACCACACAUUUUGGUCUAAUGAAAUGUUUGCUAUUGCUGCAGAGAAAACAAUAGAGAUCUACGAAUUGAAUCCUUUGGCAGAUCAGGGAUGGGAAGUUCGUAGAUUAGACUCCAUAGAUCUACUGGGAGAUCUAAAGGGAGACAUAACUGCUUUGGAGCUAUUGAAGUCUUCUGAAGUUGACAGCGAAGAUAACCUCUGCAGAGGAUUUUUGAAACUCAUUAUCGGUGACUCUACUGGAAAGGUAUAUGGAAUGUAA
Scheffersomyces stipitis CBS 6054 is the source of this 6852-nucleotide messenger RNA. It is a transcript of the gene BPH1, whose product is annotated as Bph1p. Gene Ontology annotation, molecular function: protein binding. The record is from RefSeq and is a predicted model, not a curated record. NCBI's taxonomy places the organism in Eukaryota, Fungi, Ascomycota, Pichiomycetes, Serinales, Debaryomycetaceae. The coding region runs from base 1 to 6852 and encodes 2283 amino acids. The transcript is spliced from 3 exons.